Messenger RNA from Dentiscutata heterogama, 375 nucleotides. The record is from the annotation of a GenBank genome assembly. Lineage: Eukaryota; Fungi; Glomeromycota; Glomeromycetes; Diversisporales; Gigasporaceae.
AUGACAAAGAAAAGUAAUAUAGAGUUAGAUCUGAGAGUAAAAGACAAGGAGAAAUCCGAUAGCAAAGAACUAAAGAAUGACAUGACAAAAGAGCUGGUACAAGAACUAGAAAAAAUAUUACUUGUUAUACCUGUAUUAAUAAAUACUGAGAUCAUAGAAAAUAUACAAGGGUUAAGUAAAAGUAACAAACAUAAAGAAAUACCAAUAAGAGCAUGGUCUAGGGAAAGAAGAGACAAAGACAUGUUAAAAGAGAGAUGUUUUCUAAAUAAAAAAGAAAACUCUAGAAAGCAUAUCCUGGGUUUAAAUAAAUUCAAGAAGAGAGAGACAAACGAAGCAGUUAGAGAUCAUAUACAAAAGCCUAGAAUUGAAUUCUAG